CAGUCCAUCGUGGGAGGGGAGUGGGUACACUCAACCAAACUACAUUAACGAUCUACUCGAUAUACCACUGUGUCACAAUUGUGUGUAAACUGUCUUCGGCAGAGUUGUGGACACUUUAUAUCAAAGCCUCCAUUCGAAGAGAUGACAUUUUGUUCUUAAUCCAUUAUUCAUUCACUUGAUGUCAGUGUCUCCGUGAAAACACCUACGUCAGACCCUUCCAUGUUAGGAUCGUGUGACGUCAUCAUCUGAGCAACAAGAUGGCUCAAGCUACGACGAGUAAGUUCGACUUCAAAAUGGAAAAGAGACAACACUCGGGAUCACUGAGCAGUCGUUCAUCCGAGGACUUUUCUGAGACUAGUUUUGAUGGUGAAACGGAAAGCCUAAUAGGUUCGGCGACACACCAGUUAGUGUUAUACGCUAUGACGAAAGGACACACCAUUCAUAGUGUAACACACAUGCCCCCUCACCAGUUGUCGGAGUUUCUCAGAGAUUUUUAUGGUAAGGUCAGGACCAAGCUCGAGGAGGGUCCGGUCAGAUCAACUGUCAGUUUGAAAGAUAUCAGGCUCGGUCUACAGAAAUAUUUCAUGAAGGAGACCGGCUUGGACAUUGUCAAAGACAAAAGUUUUGAAAAUGCCAACGCGUGUUAUGAGAUGGCUGUUAGAAUGGGGCCACGCAAGUGUCAUAGACUUAGAAUAGAAAUGGAUGAUUUGAGGAAAAUCUAUUUCAGUGAUGCAAUGAAAACCGACAACCCUGAAACACUACAAAAUAAGGUGUUUUUCGAUGUGAAUUUAUACAUUGUCAACAGAGGGAAAGACUGUAUGAGGGCCAUGACGAAAAAUGAUUUUGUGGUGUCGACAGAAGUUGACGGAAGGAAAAGUGUUUGGUUAAAAUACCACCCUAAGUUCAACAUCAAGGAGAUGGGUGGCUACGGUGAUGUAGAUCAUACUGGAACAAGGCUAGGGGAAAAGAUGCUGGAAAGACCAGGAGAUCCUCGUUGCCCUGUAGCAUCAUUCUUGAGGUACCUGACCCAUCUCCAUCCCAUGACUGAAGCGUUCUGGCAACGUCCUAAGCGGAGUGUAUCCCAGUCAGAUUAUGUGUGGUUUGACAAUACCCCACUGGGUAACUCCACCCUGAGUAAAAUCAUGCAGAGGAUAUCAAUAUCAGCUGGAGUUAAGGAAAACUACACAAACCACUCGAUUCGUCCAUCGUACAUUCCUCUUAUUGAAACAAUAUGCACAGAUGCAUUGAACAUUGAGCGAACUGUGCGAGUGCCCAGUGUGUUGUCACAAGAUGAUUCAUUUGCUGAUGAUAAUUCGCUAGGAGACAGUUCGUCGCUAGAUUCGGAGUCCCCUGAUGACGACCCAGUGGAUGAGAGCGUUGUUGGUUUGAGAUCGGCAAAGAUGAAGGUUUUAGAGUUAAUUCGUGGCCUACUUGUGAAGGACAUCAAGAAAUUUGCUGACUGGCUGAAAACUGUUCGAGUGGAAUACCACCAAGGAGAGUUGAUUGUCUUGUGUAGCCCGGUCGACCAGGAAGAGGUGGCAGUGGAAGGGAUGAAUGGUCAAGGGGCAGACAACUCUCAGAGCAAAGUCAGUGAUCAAGAAAUGACCUCAAUAAAAGAGAAGUUCAAACAAAAUGGACCUGGUAAAUUCUCAUCUGCCAGUUUGGAUUCCCCCAUGCAGAAGAAAAAUGAAAAAUCAGCACGAAGCGACAAGCAGGACAGUUUAUCAUUCAUGCAGGGAAUUUCCAUAAAGCAAGUUGAAUUUGACUCGGUUGGCGGAACCCACUGCUCUGCAAGUGAUAUCUCCCCGCUAAAAGUGACCAUUCCCUCAACAGAUGCACUGCUUGUGUCUGGUUUGAGCGAGAACAUGCAGCUGUUACUACACAAGAAAUCUACCAAGGAGCAACAACCUGUGCAGGAGAAACUACCAGACAGAAUAUUCUACUCUGAGAAUGACAUGGAUGUUGCUGAGAUUGCUGCUCUCCUAGGUGCAUGUGACAGUCUUAAAAAGAAUCCUGACAAAUCCGAAUCAGCGGUGGCUGAAAUCAGUAAGGCUCUGCCCCAUGCUGGUACGAGAAGCCCGAACCUAAAAGCAGACUCGAUGCCAGAGAUGAGGAGUGGCGCUGUUAACAUUCAGAACACAACUUCCUUUUGCGGAGAAAACAAGUUGAUAACUAUCGGUGACAAUAAGCAGUCAUCAUUGAAACCAACCAGUCCAGCGUUGAAGAGACAGGCCCGGGUGGAAUGUGCGGAGCCCGCUUGUGACGAGCCUCUGAAGAAAAGACUUUGUAGUAGUGCUAGUGUACCCACUGGAGCAGACCAUGGAAUGGCGUACCCCAACUCUACCAACAUUCCGAAACCACCAUUGCAGUUCAGACCAGCCUCGUUAGAUUCGUCGCCACUUAUGAAGAAAAAGAGAGUGCGCUUUGGCAGUGGGGUUCAGACGAUAACUGUAAAAGCUGAACCGGUAUCAUGAAAAUGGAGGCAACGUUUGUUGGGUUUUAAUUCUCAUAUCACUCGCAAGUGAUAUUUUGCCUCACGGCAAGCCAGUUUUGCAGCAGUUGUGCUGAUACGCCAACGCAACCCUGUAUAUUGUAGGGGUUUGCAGGUGGAGAUGAGCGGAGGGCGACAACUAAGCCCAUUUGAGCUGUUACCGUGGAGAUGAGAGAGGAGAAUUGUGGGUAAAAGAGCCCAUGUGUUCACAGGUGUCUUGUGUUCAGAAAGUCAGCUAGUUGACACAAAGAUGACAUGCAAUUACAUCCGGUGAUUAUGAUGUUUAAUAUGUACAUAUGGGAUAUAUCAUAGAAUGUUGUGAUAUAUGAUUGUACAUGAAGUCACACCUUGAUGAGUGCUUUUGUUCCAUCAGUGGUACAUUAGCUACAGGUGGAUUAAUAUGUGUAUAAUAUGUGUGUUGUGUAACCACAUAGUGGAUGAUGCUAGCUUUCUUUGCUAUACAGACACCAGGUAUCUGAAAUGGUACCAAUAUUUGUCCAUUUUGACAUUUUUUAAUAUUGCUAAUUAUUUAUAUAAAUUUAACAGGAACAGAGUUAAGAAAUGCAUCUGUAUAGUGGGUUAUUUCUGAAUGUUGUUCGUGAAAAGGGGAGGUAAUCCUUGGCACUGUCCAUCCUGCACAUAACAAUAUUGUAUGGAUACAACAUUUUGGUAAAUGUGUUUAUUUUUUGUUCCUAUGAUUUUCUGUUGGUAAUCCUGAUGUGUGCUUGAAUGAGACCAAGGUUUGUUGUGUACGAUAAGAUGGACUAGCAGAAAGCAGGAGGGACUUACCAUAUUUUGUUUGUUAUGGAUGAAACAACCCAAAAUUUAUGUUUUGUUAACUCGGAUAUAAACAUGAUGUAAGUUAUAAUUACCAUGUUAAUAUAUUUGGUCUCAAGAUAUACUUUAGAUGCUGUCAUAUAAUUUUUUUUUAGUGGAGUCUGAUGUUUGACAUUUUAUUUGUUAAUAGUAUUGUCUAAAUUAUCCAUAUUGAUCUGCUUUUUAGAAUUCUUAAUCAGUUAUCAAUACGUAAUCUUUUAGCAUGUUUAGUGCAGACUUAAGUCUUUGGUUACAGAUUAGGGGGGUUAGUUCACCAUGAUAUUAAAUAAUAUUCUGCUAGCUCUGUUUGUCAUAUAUUGUCUAAAGACAGGAAUUCAAAGUUUUCAGAAUGUUUUUGAAAGAGCUGUUGAAAGAUUUGAAUUUGUUAAGCUUGAUAAGUGCUGUAUUUAUUAACAACCAUUUGAUUUAACAUUUUUUCAACCUUUUGAACAAGUUUGUCAUUUAACAGAAUUAACAAGUAAACCAGUUCAGUUCAUUUGUUUAGGACACGUUGCAGUGAUGUGACCAUGCGCACCAUAACAUAUAUAAGUCAUGUUUUAGUAUUUUUCUCUAAUUAUGUAAUCAAAAAUUGAAUUUGAAGUUUUUCCCUAGAUGAACAUCUGAAAAUAGUCCAGGUCUUUUCUCAGUAUCGUAUUUGGCCUCUGAUGAUUUGAAUCAGUGGAUGCAGUUGUUGCUAUGGUGAUGACAGUUUCGGGAAAUGUUCUCACCUGCAUUUAACUUACCUGAAUCAGUGGAAUAGAAAUCCUAUUUAUUUUAAGAUAUAUCAGAAUAUAGGUGUAAUGUAAUUAGGCAGUGCAGAAAACAUAAACCCACAUUUUCUUUGCGUUAUUUGACUGCAUACAGUACAACUUGGUAUCAUUCUUUAUGUCCAUGCAUUUACUUUUAUUUAUAGUUUAGUGGUUUUUGUAAGGAUGUUGCUCGGAUGAAGUAAUGCUGUACAGAUUUGACACAUUAUCCAGUUACGUUAUUACUUGGUACUAUCGUCUAUGGCAGUAAUGGCACCGUUCAAUACCAACCAAAGCCAUAAUAUCACCAGUUACUUGAUUUCUUAUACUACUUAAAAGAUGUUAGGGACCACCUGAUGCUUUCAUGUUAGUCUGUUGUGGCAGUGAGUGGUUCUGAACUGCCUUGAGAGGUUGAUAACAGUAUGAUAGAAUUAGGUGUUCCUUAACGUCUCGUGAGUAGUAUGCAUGUAGAUCUGCCUGACCUAAGUGUGGCCUCUCAAGCCUAUGCAUUAUAUCCAUCCCGGUUGAGUAGCCCAGAGAUUUUGUGUGUUGCUUACCAAACCAUACGUCCUAGUUUGGUUCCCGUAAUUGGUCAGUGUGGGAAAGUUGGUGAUGUAUGUUCUGACCCUCUGUGAUAAGAAUGUAGAAAGCUGGUGUUGGUUUAACUUAGUUAAAUUGAACAUUGCUGUGUUUACCAUAAGGUAAUGUUUUGAUAUCUUCUUCUUGAACACAAUUUGCUUGUGCAUUUUGGUCACUCUUCAGGGGUUAUAUCUGCACGUACCGAAUAACGAGAAAACGAAAACAUUGUAUUAAACUUUGAGGACGUGUAGUUUUCUUGUACAUUUAAAAAAUAUGGUAACAUUCUGGAUGAUAGUGUUGUGAAGGUGAAUUCUGAGGUUCAUCGUUAAUACUUUAUUGACUUCAUGGGGCGGUCGGGUAGCCCAAUGGUUAAAGUGUUCGCUUGUCACGCUGAAGACCCGGGUUUGAUUCCCCAAGUGGGUACAAUGUGUGAAGCUCAUUUCUGGUGUCCCCUGCCGUGAUAUUGCUGGAAUAUUGCUAAAUGCGGCGUAAAACCAUACUCACUCACUCUCUCACUGACUGACUUCAUGCCUCAUGAAUGUAAUAGGUGUCAUACAUUUGUUCCUGUUGGAGGAGUAUGGUGUAUACAAGCCAGUAAAGUAUUGAUAUAACCCCGACCCAAUCCUUUUAACCCUACAUGUCAAUAGAAGGGUCAUAACGGGGCUAGGUCUGGCUGGGGCUAGGUCUUAGCGAUCUUAGCCUUAUCACAUAUCUUUAGUGCUAUAUUAUUAAAUGGCCAGCAAGAGUCGAAAUGCUAAGAUGGUUUUGUUGGGGUCUAUGGCUGAAUGUCUGUUGUUGUGGUCUGUGUCCAUUCAACAAUAUGGUCUUAGUGCUUAGUUACGACUGGCUUACCCGGAAGUCGUAAGUACCUACUGGAUACCCAUCCGCCAUGUUUGUUUCAUACUAACAUAGCAGCACGGAAUAGAGGGACUUCUGAUGUAAUGAUGCUCAAACAAGAAGAAAAUAUGGUUAAAUACAAUUAAACUGCAAAAUAGAAUAUCAAAACAAUUCACAAACAUUGGAAAUUGGACAUGGAAGUUCAAGUUUCAACAUGGCGUGUGGCAAUAUCAGAGACAUCCAUCGUAGACACAAUUCAACAAAUACAGAGUAUUUUUUUUAACUUUGGAAACUAAAAAUGAAUUUAUGACAGCAGAUAUUUGAGACCCUGAAACUCCGAAAUUUUCAUGUAUGGAGGCAAGAAACGUGGAAACUAAGGAUGGGCUCAUGCAAAUUCUUUAUCAGUAUGGUAUUCUUGGUAUUACAAAAUGAAUGCAAGAUGUCAUGGUCAAGCUGAUGUUUGAAGUAAACACUCGCUGUUGGUUGAACAGCCCCGUAAAGAGCCUAGUCUGGGGUCAGCUAGAGGUCCAUGUUCACCAGCCACCGUCACGCAGCAAUCGUCCACCCCACACAUCUUGUUUUGUCAGCAAGUGAAUAUUUUUACAUUGUUCAACUUUCAGUCUUGUCUGGCCAUUUUGUUUAUCACCGCAGAAGUCAAAUCAACUGAUCAUGACCAUUUUUGAGUUGUAUUUAUUUCAGUCAGUCUGAAAUAGGUAUGACAACUUUGUUCAUUGAAAUCCAUGAAUUUUAAUCAUCUUCUUACAAGUUACUCAUAUUAAGAUGUUUGACUGCAAACAACAUGUCUUCUUCCUGGUUCUCUGAGAUAGUUGGGUGUCAUGUAUGUCCACAGUGGAACAAAGACAUAUUGGCUUGAAAUACUGGCAUUUUUUACACACAUUGCUUUGAUGGUUCUAAAAAGUAGGGUUAAAACUUGGCCUGUAGAAGCACUGUGCAAACCCUUAUGUGAGUGUGUCAUUUCCAAGCAGGUCUGUGAUGGCUGAUUCCGUCAUAGUCUUUUGGAAAAAAGGCAGGAAGAGGUACAGGUCUUUGAAAAAGCCAAAGGCUGUAUAAACCUGAAUUUGUUCAAUAAACAAUUCACAAUAGUUGGGGGUAUUAAUAGGAUGAAUAUAAAUACACAAAGGUUUUCAAAUGAGAAGUGACCCCUUGUUAUUCUAGCCUUGAAACUCAAUUCUAAAUACAUCUUGCUAUACCUCCUGUAGACUUUACAGAUUUCGACGCCAGAAGCUACUGCUCAGUAUGUUAUGAUUCUUCUAAAAAAGGGGUUUUCGACUAAAGAGGUUAAUACUUCAUAAUGAUCAUUAUUGUUUGUCAAUGGGCACUUCUUAGCUUUUGCAAAUAAUAUUGAAAAACAUAUGUAAUUUGCUAGGUGUACAUUUAUGGUUUGGGGAAGUGAAAGGAUUCCUUGGGGUUUAUUGGUGUCAUAAAUUAAAGCAGUUAUUGGUGUAAGAUGCCAAAGUUAGGUCGGUGUACAAUUGUUCUGUGUUUCACUGUGGACUGAUAGAAACUAGCUGGGCCAGUGUGGUUCUGAGCUGUUGGACUGAGUCCUCUCAUUCAUUACUUUUUCAGUUGUUACAAAUAAACAAUUUCUUUAUAAUG
This is a messenger RNA of Haliotis rubra (blacklip abalone), 7086 nucleotides long. RefSeq lists its product as uncharacterized. The coding region runs from base 258 to 2474 and encodes 738 amino acids. Lineage: Eukaryota; Metazoa; Mollusca; Gastropoda; Lepetellida; Haliotidae. The transcript has 4 exons. The record is from RefSeq and is a predicted model, not a curated record.